AAAUAGGUUUUAGCUAGCUAGCUAUAGAACGUUAGAUUGCGUUAGCCUGUAGCUAAUUGUGCUUGAGUGUUUUUGACAAACGAUUGAAAGUUAGCGGAUGGACUAUCUGCUUCUUGUGUCUACAUUUAUUUGAGUGGCAAUGCAAAACAUUGUUUAAAAUACAUUGUAACAGUUACGUUAGCUAGCUAACUAACGUUACAUUUUAGCAAUUUCUCUUUCCCCGUUGCUGUCACAUCAACAUCCCGCCCCUAUCUUUUCCUAUUGGAAAAAUGUGUGAGAAUCCCAUGUUGUGAUCGUAUCCUUGGUUUGUUAGUGGUUCACCAGCCUGUCUGUUGUCAAUGCGCCACUUGUUGCUAGGGAGGUUGCUUGAUAGCGGAAGUGAGUGUUAUCAACACUUCCCACUGGAGUCUGGACGAUAAAUGCCGUUGGAUGCUGGCAAGGAUUUUUUAGGUUGCCUACUUUUAAACACUAUUGAUGGAUAUACUGAUGCAUCGUUUUUAUUGCUAUUAAUUUAAUGUAAUUGUGUAUGUGUGAGUGACACAUCGGUAAACUGGAGAUCUUGAAAAGAAAAUGGAUGAGAGGGAGACUGAAGCGUAGCUACUGGAGGAGAACCCAAGAGACCCUCCCUCUUUCACCUUAACAACUAUCUAUUCCUGCACUGGGCUAGAUAUGGGAGGACUUACUAAUGGGGAAGACCAAAACCUGACCUAGAAAACAGUUCACCCUUUGACUGAUAUUGGACUCGCAUAAAAGACCACAGAAACCCUCUACAUUCUAUUCACAUUUUAAGCAAACUCCAAAAGUCCCUCUCCACUUCUGUCAUAUCUGCAAUUUUCAUACUUUUCAUUCUUUAUCACAGUCUUUAUCUCAAUAUCAACUAUUGCGGAACUCUAGUUUGUCCAUUGUUUUUAUUUAUUUUUUACUUAUUUUUUUACUUUCACUUUUUGUUCCUUUGUAAAGAAAUGCUUUACCUGAAAAAGUACUUCACAGAGGGCCUGAUUCAGUUCACCAUCCUCCUGAGUCUCAUUGGGGUGCGGGUGGACCUGGACACCUACCUGAGCAAUCAACUGCCCCCACUGCAAGAGAUCAUCCUAGGCCCCAGCUCGGCCUACACCCAGACGCAGUUUCACAACCUCCGCAACACGCUGGACGGGUAUGGCAUCCAUCCCAAGAGUGUGGACCUCGACCAGUUCUUUACCACCCGCCGGCUGCUGAACCAGGUGCGCCAGCUAGAUCGACUGUCAGUGCCCAGUCCAGAACUGAGCACGUGGUUGGUGCACCGCGACCCUGAGACUGUGGUGUCCGCCGCCAGCCAGCCCAGCCCAAGCAUCACCCUGGACAAUGGGGCCGGCCUGGAGGACGUGAACAACUCCGAAGCCCCGGCCAUGAGGGGGGGCGGCGGAGCGCCUGAGUCCACCUACAAUCUGAGUGGAGAGGACCGAACCCUGGGAGCCGUGGCCCCCGAGGACAGCCAGGAGCAGGGCAACAGGGAGGGCAAUGAUGACCUCACCAAAGAGGACAUUGAUUUGAUUGACAUCCUGUGGCGACAGGAUAUCGACCUUGGCGCAGGACGGGAAGUGUUCAACUACAGCAGCCGCCAGAAGGAGAGUGAGGCGGAGAAGCCCAGCCCAGAGGAGAAGGAGGAAGGAGCAGAGGCACAGGAGAGCUGGAGGAACGGAGUGAACCUUCAAGAGGCUCAGCCUGUGGAUGGAGAGACAGGGGAGAGCAUACCAGAGCAGCUCCCAGGCCUUGGCUCUCAGACCUCACUGUCUCUGCAGGAAUGCCUGAGGCUGCUUGAGGCCACCUUCCCUUUCGGAGAAGAAUCUCCUGAGUUUGUAGCCCCUGUAGUCACUGCUGAGCUUGCAGUGGCCAAUGAAGAAGCUCCAUCCACAUCUCAGGGGCUGCCACUGCCUCCCCCGUUGCCCCAGCCUGUGCCCCAGUUGGACCUGGAGCAGCAGUGGCAAGACAUCAUGGCUAUCAUGGAACUACAGGAAAUGGAGGUUAACAACACCUCCGAGAACUCCUUCCUCAGCACUACUUCCAACAGUGCCAAUUCCAGUGGCAGCACAACCGAGUCAGGCUCGGUUGAAAGCUUUGGACUUAUUAGCUCCUCCAACCUUAUCCACCAAGAUGUCAGCCUUCACCAGGCCUCCCUCCCUAGCUGCAGCCAGGAUUUCCCCACGCUUUUCAAUUCAGAGAUUGAUGGCACUAGCACCCCACGCCCCCCCUUGCUUAGAAUGUCCUCCAGCUCCAACUCCUCCAACGUCAACUCUACAUUUGGAGCCACCAACCUGACUGGACUCUUUCUCCCACCACCUCUAAACAGCACCAACAACAUCACUUCGACCCCAGUGUUGCCUGACCCCUUCAGCAGUCUGCUGGAGGAGUCUAUGCUGGAUGAGAUCAGCCUGCUGGACCUGGCGAUGGAGGAGGGCUUCAGCCAGGCCCAGGCCUCUCAGUUGGAGGAUGAACUCGACUCAGACUCAGGCCUCUCCCUGGACUCCAGUCACAGCCCGGUCUCCCCGAGCAGCUCUGAGACCUCCUGCUCCUCUGCCGCCUCCUCCUCCACCUCUGCCACCUUCUCAGAGGAAGGGGCUGUGGGAUACAGCACUGACUCUGAGUCAGCCACCGUGGAACCAGAAGAAGGUGCUGUGGGGGGCUACCAGCCCGAAUUCAACAAGCUCUGCCGCAUGAGCUACCAGGACCCCUCCCAAUUCCACGGGCUCCCUCAGCUCGACAACAUCAACCACAAUCACACCUACAACUUACCUCUGUCUUCAUCGUUUGAUGAACACCCAGAGCUACCGAUUCCCACUGGCAAGAAAAUGGGCCGCGAGAAGCAGUCAAAGCUUCAGCCCCAACAGGACUUCCUGGACAAACAGUCGAGUCGCGACGAGCGCCGGGCUCGGGCCAUGAAGAUCCCCUUCUCAAAUGAGAAGAUCAUCAAUCUGCCUGUGGAGGAGUUCAACGAGCUUCUGUCCAAGCACCACCUGAGCGAGGCCCAACUGGCCCUCGUUCGCGACAUUCGUAGACGUGGCAAGAACAAGAUGGCGGCCCAGAACUGCCGGAAGCGCAAGCUGGAUACCAUCGUCAACCUGGAGCAAGGGGUGCACGACAUGCGUCGUGACAAGGCGCGGCUUCUGAAGGAGAAGAUGGAGUUCAUUCGCUCCAUCCGUCAGAUGAAGCAGAAAGUGCAAAGCCUCUACCAGGAAGUGUUCACCCAGCUUCGGGAUGAGGAGGGCCGGCCCUACCCCCCCAGCGAGUACUCGCUCCAGUACAGCGCCGACGGCAGCGUUCUGAUAAUGCCACGCAGCAUGACAGAUCAGCAGACCCGUAAGCCCGACAAGAAACAAAAGGACAAAAAGAAGUGAGGAGGAAGCUGCUGCCUUUUCUUUCAUUUAGCAAAAAUCACUAAGAACGAAUUCUGCAGACGCAAGAGAUGUCUUUUUUUCUUUGAGAAGAUUCUUGUGAGGAGAAAAAUAGCGUUGUUGACUACUCUUCCUGCAUUCGUUUUUUUUUUUUUUUUUGGGUGGGGGUUCCUGCGUUUUCUCUGGAAAACGAUUUUUCAUUGUUUAGGUGGAAAAAAGGAAUGAACAAGGAAAAUAAGGGGUUCAAAGGCUUCUCUGGAUCCUAUGGCACCAGGCCAGUGUAGAGGAAGCCGAUAAAUCAUGUUGUGAAGUGAAGGGACUGGUAUCAAGUGAAGUGGAGUUGAAGAAAAACAAACAUUUAGUCAACAUGAAUUGGGGUGUAAAUUCCGGCCAAUUGUUAGUCAGCGUUGAACAGAUUGUUAAACCAGAUUUCUUGCUUGGGCCUUGAAGUAAUUGGUGGAGUGUGUUUCUGGAGUAAGUAGAAGUUUCACAUGUAAAGAGGAAAGCCAAGAGAAACUUGAGAUAAAAAGCAAGUCCAUCAUCUGGGAUACCAUUAUCUUAUACCGCCGAUACUAACCAAAUUUGUAUGGUUCACUUCACUUGUUUUCUAGGCAAAUGUCUUGGUAGUCUGCACUCAUUCAAAAUGUGUUUGUAUUACAAAUACCACCGUUUUUUGAUUGGCCAAUGUCAUUGAGACUGAUGUAGAACUAGGACACUGGAACACAAAAAAAGAGAGGCUUGGAGAGUAUUCUUGGGCUAGCCAUGAUGGUGGAGCUUGACGAGUAUAGGAGACGGGGCGCUGAGGAAGAAGGCACACACUGCAUUACAAAUGUACCAGCUUCUGUAUAUCAAUACAUAGCACUGUAAUUUGUCCUUCUAAGGCUUGGCUGUAUGCAUCGUGCCGUGUCUCUGGCUAUCCCUCUGCCGCAGGUUUAAGGAUGAGCUCUUCUGGUAAUUUUUUUGUUUCCACACUUUCUCAUACUCUCCAGAAUAAGAUAGGUUAGAGGUCUGGCUUCAUAUCAUCUUAGGUCUACUCCCUUAUUGCAUCACACACCGUGUGUUGUGCCUGUAACCACAUUGCAGGAAUGUUACAGGCCAGGGAAAAUCACAAUACUGAUUGUGGUAGGCCAUCUUUGCAGGAACUACUGUAUGAACUGCAACCCUGUGGAAGUGUCACCUGUUAAUUACUAAUCAAAUGCACCCAUCUUUACUGUCAUUAACAUUAGGUUGGUUGGUUUUCUUGUAAGGUGACAGAGAUAAGCAGUAUGGCUGUCCAGUAAUUGCAGAGUGGUAGCCUUUGAAAGAGUAACUUGGGAAUGUUGUCAUUCUAUUUGAUAGUUACCUGAAGCAAUGGACAAGAUUCAGUUGAUGAAUAGCCUAGUUGUCAGCUGCAAUAGUUUACGGUCAUACGUUUGUGUCGUUAGAGAAGUAAAUCAAUUGAAUCGAACUGACAAGAAGAAUGUGUGAAGUGAGCACCUUGUUUUCGAAUGCCUUUGUUGUGGGUUUUGAGAACAAAGGUUAUUGGACUGUUAAAGUGCUAUUAUCUGAACUUGUGUUUUAUUGGGGUCAAAAAUUGUGUUUUAGCAUGUACCCCUAACAAAAAAGAUAAUUAGUCAAUUGAAUGCGGCAGAGAUGGCUGUUUGAAGGAGAAUUUGAGUACAUUUGUGAGAUCUACAGUAAAGGGGGGGAAAUAACUAAGUUGCUGCAAUGAUGAGAAUGACCUAUGUUCUUAUUCAUCCACAUAACUUUCAUUGUUCUUGUCAUCACUAACCUCAGAGGGGAGCCAAGUAAAAUACAUUGCUUUUAAUAAAAUGUUUCAUGCAGAACUAAUACUUUAGCAGGAAAUACAUUUGGGGCGUCUCAACAUUUUAAUUAAAAGAAAUGAGACAGCUGAUAAGUUGUUAGUUCUCACACUUAAGAAAACAUUUGACAUAUUCAGACAUGCAAACGUUCACCUGCAUUGCAACACAAUGCAAAACCCACUAUUAAGUUAUUACUACUCUUAGUGCACUGCAUUUGUUAGUCUUGUUUGUUCUGUAAAUAUUUAAAUGUUUCAUGUUUUGUCAUUCUUUUUCUGUAGUUUGUGUGUUUUGCACAGCCUUCUCACCCCUGCUUUGGGUUUGGCUGUGCCGUUUCUUUGGUUUACUUUAAAAUAUUUGCUGGCAAUCUGGGAUUGUUAUUUUGAUUAAUAAAGUGUUUUUAUUUUCA
Messenger RNA from Coregonus clupeaformis (lake whitefish), 5576 nucleotides. It is a transcript of the gene nfe2l1b, whose product is annotated as nfe2 like bZIP transcription factor 1b. The transcript is spliced from 6 exons. Gene Ontology annotation, cellular component: nucleus. The coding region runs from base 963 to 3371 and encodes 802 amino acids. The record is from RefSeq and is a predicted model, not a curated record. Gene Ontology annotation, biological process: regulation of transcription by RNA polymerase II. Gene Ontology annotation, molecular function: DNA-binding transcription factor activity, RNA polymerase II-specific; RNA polymerase II cis-regulatory region sequence-specific DNA binding. NCBI's taxonomy places the organism in Eukaryota, Metazoa, Chordata, Actinopteri, Salmoniformes, Salmonidae.